Molecule: messenger RNA, 1068 nt
Organism: Elephantulus edwardii (Cape elephant shrew)
Lineage: Eukaryota; Metazoa; Chordata; Mammalia; Macroscelidea; Macroscelididae
Gene: CCR1
Product: chemokine (C-C motif) receptor 1
Exons: 1
Coding region: 1-1068 (355 amino acids)
Biological process (GO): positive regulation of monocyte chemotaxis; G protein-coupled receptor signaling pathway; immune response
Cellular component (GO): cytoplasm; membrane
Molecular function (GO): C-C chemokine receptor activity; chemokine (C-C motif) ligand 7 binding; chemokine (C-C motif) ligand 5 binding
Source: RefSeq, a predicted model, not a curated record
AUGGAGAUAACAACCACCCCGGUGGACUAUGACAUGACCACAGAAUAUGACUACUCAGGGGCAACCCCGUGUCAGAAGAAAGAAAUCAGGGACUUUGGGGCCCAGCUGCUUCCACCUUUGUACUCCUUGGUGUUUGUCAUUGGCCUGGUGGGCAACAUCCUGGUGGUCCUGGUCCUGAUACAGUACAAGCGGCUCAAAAGCAUGACCAGCAUCUACCUCCUCAACCUGGCCAUUUCCGAUCUGCUCUUCCUUUUCACGCUGCCCUUUUGGAUCGACUAUAAACUGAAGGAUAACUGGGCUUUUGGUGACGUCAUCUGCAAAUUCCUCUCGGGUUUCUACUACGUGGGCUUAUACAGUGAGAUCUUCUUCAUGAUCCUGCUGACGGUCGACAGGUACCUGGCCAUUGUCCACGCUGUGUUUGCCCUGAGGGCCCGGACCAUCACGUUUGGCAUCAUAAGCAGCAUUGUCACGUGGGUCCUGGCCAUCUUGGCGUCCAUCCCUGGCUGGCAAUUUUCCAAGACCCAGCUGGAGUUUGAUCGCUACACAUGCAGCCUCCACUUCCCUCACGAGACCCUGAAGGAGUGGAAACAGUUCCAGGCGCUGAAACUGAACAUCUUGGGGCUGUUCUUGCCUCUGGUGGUCAUGAUUGUCUGUUACACGGGGAUCAUCAGGAUUCUGCUCAGACGACCGAAUGAGCAGAAGCUCAAAGCCGUCCGGCUGAUUUUCGUCAUCAUGAUCAUCUUCUUCCUGUUUUGGACGCCCUACAGCCUGGCUCUGCUGGUCUCCGCAUACCAAGACUCUCUUUUCACCCAUGAGUGUGAGCAGAGCAAACAGCUGGACAUGGCCAUACAAGUGACAGAGAUGAUCGCCUUCUCACACUGUUGCAUCAACCCCGUCAUCUACGUCUUUGUGGGCGAGAGGUUCCGGAAGUACCUCCAUCAACUGUUCCACAGGUUCAUUAUCGUGCACUUGGCUAAAUGCUUUCCCUUCCUCUCCACUGAGAGGCUGGAGAGGGUCAGCUCAGUGUCGCCUUCCACAAAAGAGAAUGAGCUUUCUGUGGGGUUCUGA